UAUAUUUUAAAGUUUCCUCGACGGUCACGCUUUGCAUAACAAUUCACAUUUUCCGAUCUUUAUUUUCAUAAAACUUUCGUACUUUAUAUAAAAAACAAAUAUGUCUCUUUCGCCAGCAAGUGGCAUUGGGCGCUUCUACGCAAAGUCGGCUAAAAUCAUACGAUUCGUGCGCCUGGGCUGCACCAACCGGCCUUUCUAUCACAUUGUAGUAAUGGAGAGGCGCAAGAACCAGCAUCAGCCUGUGAUUGAACAAGUUGGCUCCUAUGACCCCCUGCCCAAUGAUUAUAACGAGCGUUUAGUGGCUCUGAACACCGAAAGAAUCCGCUUUUGGUUGGGCAAAGGUGCCCAUCUGUCCACGCCGGCUGCUGAACUCCUGGGAAUCGCUGGACUACUGCCCAUCCACCCACGCACCUACAUGUCUGCCUGGAGAAACCGAAAAGCAGCUGCCGAGGCAGAAGCUACUUCAGAAAAAGCGGAAUCCACCGCCUAGGGGUCGUAGAUCCUCAAUAAAAAACCUCGUUUUUGUUUUUACGUUUAACAA
Drosophila ficusphila is the source of this 541-nucleotide messenger RNA. It is a transcript of the gene mRpS16, whose product is annotated as probable 28S ribosomal protein S16, mitochondrial. Gene Ontology annotation, biological process: mitochondrial translation. The coding region runs from base 101 to 490 and encodes 129 amino acids. NCBI's taxonomy places the organism in Eukaryota, Metazoa, Arthropoda, Insecta, Diptera, Drosophilidae. Gene Ontology annotation, cellular component: ribosome; mitochondrial small ribosomal subunit. The record is from RefSeq and is a predicted model, not a curated record. Gene Ontology annotation, molecular function: structural constituent of ribosome. The transcript is spliced from 2 exons.